Populus nigra (black poplar) is the source of this 2013-nucleotide messenger RNA. RefSeq names its product GDP-mannose transporter GONST1-like. Bases 664 to 1680 code for a protein of 338 amino acids. The transcript is spliced from 10 exons. Gene Ontology annotation, molecular function: antiporter activity; GDP-mannose transmembrane transporter activity. The record is from RefSeq and is a predicted model, not a curated record. Gene Ontology annotation, cellular component: Golgi apparatus. Lineage: Eukaryota; Viridiplantae; Streptophyta; Magnoliopsida; Malpighiales; Salicaceae.
AAUGCGCCAGAAAGGACAACCCAUGUUAGCAGCUAGCACACCAACUUUUUCAAAUCAAAAAACUGAAACGCAACAUGUUACUUAACAGACGACAUAGAGGGAAUAAAAAAAUGAGAAAAAAAGGAAAAACAUGAGAAGGUCUCCAUCCUGAAAUCUAGCAUAUAAGAAGAACCUUUGUUUUUGGGUCUGCUCUUACCAUCCAUCUUUGGAAAACUCGUGCGUGUAUCUUCAGCUUUUCAAAUUCUCUUUUCAGUUUGAAGAACCCGUUUCCUUGCCUUUUCUAGUUCUAAUCUCUAAAGGGUCCUCUAGAUUUGCUUCUCAAUUUCACAAAUUUUAUUGCUUUUGGACAAAAGUUGAUGCUUUUAGGCUUUAACGGGUGUUUUCUGAUUCAAAAGUUUGUUUCUUUGAGGAUUUUAUGGAGCUGCUAAAGUUCUAGCUUUAAUGGGUACAAGGGAAAUGGAAUUAAUGCUGUGUCUAUGUUGAAGGUUAAUUUCUUUGGAUUCUCCUGAUUCUCUUUAUGAAAGGAGUCUGAUAGAUGAUACAGAUAAGGUUAACCAAAGUGAGGAAAGAGUCCUGAAACUUCACGAGUUGAACGGAGUGGUAGACCAGUCCUCAAGUCCAUUAAAAAGAGAAGUAGUUAACAGGUUAUCUUAUUCUUUCUCAAUGAAGUCUCAUGAGAAUGAUGAAAUUGAUUUGGAAGAUGGCAAGUUGGAAAAGGAUAAAGAUAGACCAAUACGUACUAAAGGUGUAGUUAGAAUACAGAAUCAAGCCUUAUUAUCUGGCCUUGCAUAUUGCAUUUCCUCCUGCAGCAUGAUACUGGUCAACAAAUAUGUGCUUUCCAGCUAUGAUUUUAAUGCUGGGAUAUCUUUGAUGCUUUACCAGAAUUUCAUCUCGGUGAUUAUUGUGACAACGUUGAGUUUUCUGGGUGUAAUAUCAACAGAACCACUAACUUGGAGAUUGAUUAAGGUCUGGUUACCUGUGAAUUUUAUAUUUGUCGGGAUGCUUGUUACAAGCAUGUUUAGUUUGAAAUACAUCAAUGUUGCCAUGGUCACAAUCCUGAAGAAUGUUACUAAUGUCAUAACUGCGGUUGGUGAAAUGUAUUUAUUCCAGAAGGACCAUGACAGUAGAGUAUGGGCUGCUCUGUUCUUAAUGAUUAUAUCGGCCAUUUCUGGUGGGAUUACUGAUCUUUCUUUCCAUGCUGUUGGCUAUGCGUGGCAGAUCAUAAACUGUUUCCUAACAGCAUCUUAUUCGUUGACUCUACGCAGGGUCAUGGAUACAGCUAAGCAUGUCACGAAAUCUGGAAACUUGAAUGAGUUUUCAAUGGUUAUGCUAAACAAUACCCUUUCUUUGCCUCUGGGGCUUAUUCUUAUUUUUGUUUUCAAUGAAGUUGAUUAUCUGUCCAGAACACCACUUUUGAGGUUGCCUACCUUUUGGUUUGUUGCGACUCUUAGUGGAUUUUUGGGUCUGGCAAUCAGCUUCACUUCUAUGUGGUUUCUUCAUCAAACAGGGGCUACCACAUACAGUCUUGUGGGGUCGCUGAACAAGAUUCCCCUGUCUGUUGCUGGCAUCCUCUUGUUCCACGUGCCCACCAGUUUGCAAAACUCAGCAAGCAUUUUAUUUGGUCUUCUGGCAGGAGUAUUUUUUGCUAGAGCCAAAAUGCGCGAGAGAUCUCAGAGCUGACUCUCCCUCCUUGUAGUAACUGUUGUACACAUGAUUGAGACAUGCAAUUGAGUGAAUCACAUCUGAUCUCUUGCACACAUCAUAGACUGGGGAACUGGUCGAGUAGUUCCCUUGAUGAAGAAAACAUUGCAGCACAUCUUUUUUGUUGUAUUUCAGAAGCCUCCAUCUGUAGUUUUCCGGGCUUCCUCUGGCCCGGGUAUUUGCUUUUUUGUUAGAGAUUCUUUUAUCUGCUUGUAGUGUAUGUUCCAGGGUUUUUUUUUUUUUUUUUUUUAAAAAAAAAUAAGGUCCAUGUAAGUUGAUGAAAAAAUUUUGAAGAACUUGUCUGCUGCCUAA